AUGAAGCGCUCCAUCUUCUCCUUCUUCCUUGCUGUUGUACUCUUAUCUGAGUUCUACCUGGAAUCCUCAGCUAUGCCAAUGGAGAAGGCAGAAGAUAUCACCUCAGACCAAGACAGCCUGGAUGAAGGGUUGGCAGGGAACGCACUGAGCAUUGCACCAGCCAGCACCCGAAUCAUAGUCGUGGCAGACCCAGGUCUUCUGAGGACCCUGAAGGUUCUGGACAGAGGCACGACACACCUGAAUGGACCUGAGAGCGUUUUCACAGCCGAACGCAGAGAGGUCAACCAGGAACCAAGACCCAACAUUGCCAUAAUCAAGAGGGACACCAUGAGGUGCAUGGUAGGAAGGGUGUACAGGCCGUGCUGGGAGGUGUAG
Chanos chanos (milkfish) is the source of this 375-nucleotide messenger RNA. It is a transcript of the gene pmchl, whose product is annotated as pro-melanin-concentrating hormone, like. Gene Ontology annotation, biological process: chemical synaptic transmission; behavior. The transcript has a single exon. The record is from RefSeq and is a predicted model, not a curated record. Lineage: Eukaryota; Metazoa; Chordata; Actinopteri; Gonorynchiformes; Chanidae. Gene Ontology annotation, molecular function: melanin-concentrating hormone activity; type 1 melanin-concentrating hormone receptor binding. Bases 1 to 375 code for a protein of 124 amino acids.